CUGUUGCACUCUCCAAUAAGCUUACUACGUGGCUUUCUCUCUGUCGCGAACAUUUUCUUCAGCGAUACCUCACAAAUUUCCGUAACAGCCACCACAACUUCCGGGGUCGAUCUCCGCCAAUUCCGGUGAAGUCACACACGCCGGCAAGCGAUCUACUUGCUGGAGUCAAUGCUUCCCUCGUCGUAUAAGAUCCACUGGGGGACGAAUGAAUGAAAGGAAGAGGAACGGUUAUCAAUCCCGAAUAAGCACUCCAGAAUUUUCUCUCAGCUUUGUGCAUUAGGAUUCUGGUAUUUUUAUGUGAGACAAGAAAUUUGAGCAUCUGAUUCGUUGGUAAAAUGGUUUCCUUUGAGAUGAAUGAUCCCAAGAAGAUUGGAUUAGGCUUGACUGGCUUUGGCAUAAUUUUCACAUUCCUUGGGAUUAUAUUCUUCUUUGAGAAGGGAUUGCUAACCAUUGGAAAUAUCCUCUUCAUUUCUGGAGUGUCCUUAACCAUUGGACUGAAAUCCACCAUACAAUUCUUUACGAAGAAGAGUAAUUUUAAGGGAACAGUUUCAUUUGGAAUUGGAUUCUUCAUUCUUCUGAUGGGAUGGCCUAUUUUGGGCAUGAUUCUCGAGGGCUAUGGGUUCAUCUUAUUAUUUAGUGGAUUCUGGCCUACACUGGCUGUUUUUAUGCAGAAGAUUCCUAUUCUUGGCUGGUUGUUGCAACAGCCUUUUAUUCGCUCGUUGUUCGACAGCCAUAGAGUCAGACGUGUGCCGGUGUAACACCGCGAUUUUGGGGAAAAAUAAUAUAGCUGCUUGCAAUUGCAGAGAUAAGUUGAUGUACAGAAAAUGAUUGUUAUUUUGUGAUGAUAAUCAUUUUAUUGGAAAGAAACUGAAAAACGAAAAUCGUGGAGCUUGCCGGUUCUGAAACUCCAUGGUUACCGUGCAAGACAUCUAUUGGAAGCAUCUCUCUUCGAGUGUCAUUGUCGCAUCUGUUCACACCCUCACCUGAAAAGGAAUAUAAUGACUCCUUUAUGUGAUUUCAAUUUUCAGACCAUGUUGGUCCAGCAAUCUGAAACUUGUGAUUCAAUUUUUUAUUUUUUUAACUAGCGUAGGUUCCAUGAGUUGUUGCUUGGAGUACAAGAAAUGAGAUAGUUCAUGGUUCACAAUAGUGAAUAGUGUGACUUGUUCGAAUUUUUACAUUGAAUAUAGAAUUUUUUUGUGAGUC
Molecule: messenger RNA, 1203 nt
Organism: Prosopis cineraria
Lineage: Eukaryota; Viridiplantae; Streptophyta; Magnoliopsida; Fabales; Fabaceae
Product: vesicle transport protein GOT1-like
Exons: 8
Coding region: 336-758 (140 amino acids)
Biological process (GO): retrograde transport, endosome to Golgi; endoplasmic reticulum to Golgi vesicle-mediated transport
Source: RefSeq, a predicted model, not a curated record